UACACAACCAAACAUCAGCUCUCACUGAAAAGAAAUCAAGCAAAAAUGGAGGUAUUCAAUCACAAGAGUAGCAAUAGCAACAUUCUCUCUUUCUUUGCCUUCACAUUGCUAGCCUUGCUCCUCAUUACCACUCCCCUAGCAAAUGCCAAAGUGCAUAGUCAUCAUUUCGUCGUUCAAUCAACACCAGUGAAGAGGCUGUGCAAAACCCACAACACGAUCACGGUCAACGGGAUGUACCCGGGGCCGACCUUGGAGGUGGAAAACGGCGACACCCUCGUCGUCAACGUUGUUAACCGAGCUCGUUACAACGUCACCAUCCACUGGCAUGGAGUGAGGCAGAUGAGAACUGCUUGGGCUGAUGGGCCAGAAUUCAUCACCCAAUGCCCCAUCCGGCCCGGUAAGAGUUACACUUACCGGUUCACGAUUCAAGGACAAGAAGGAACUCUUUGGUGGCACGCCCACAGCUCGUGGCUCCGAGCCACGGUCUAUGGAGCUCUCAUCAUUCGCCCUAAACAAGGAGACUCCUAUCCCUUCCCUAAGCCCCACCGUGAAACUCCCCUUCUUCUUGGUGAAUGGUGGGAUGCAAAUCCCAUUGAUGUUGUGAGAGAAGCUACGAGAACCGGAGCCGCUCCUAACGUCUCCGAUGCAUACACCAUCAACGGCCAGCCCGGUGAUCUAUACAACUGCUCUAGCAAAGACACGGUGAUAGUACCAAUCAAGAGCGGAGAAACAAAUCUCCUAAGAGUUGUGAACUCCGCUCUGAACCAAGAACUCUUCUUCAAAGUCGCCAACCACAAGCUGACGGUGGUCGGGGCCGACGCCUCGUACCUCAAGCCCUUCACCACCUCCGUCAUCAUGCUCGGGCCGGGCCAGACCACCGACGUCCUCAUCACCGCCAACCAGCCCCCCAACCGCUACCACAUCGCCGCACGCGCCUACGCCAGCGCCCAAGGCGCCCCCUUCGACAACACCACCACCACCGCCAUCCUCCAAUACUCCUCCUCCUGCAGCCGCGGCAAAUGCACCUCCUCGAAGCCCGUCAAAGCCGUAAUGCCCGCCUUCAACGACACCGCCACCGCCACCGCCUUCACCACCAGCUUACGAAGCCCGAGGCGAGUCGAAAACGUCCCCACAAAAAUCGACCACGACCUUUUCUUCACGGUCGGGCUCGGGCUCAACAAGUGCCCGGGGCGGGCCCGGGCCCGAAACUGCCAGGGCCCGAACGGGACCCGGUUUGCGGCCAGCAUGAACAACGUCUCGUUCGUGCUUCCGUCAAACUUCUCCCUCCUGCAGGCGCACCAGCAGGGCGUGCCCGGGGUUUUCACGACCGAUUUUCCGGCCAGGCCGCCCAGGCAGUUCGACUACACGGGCAACGUGAGCCGGUCGCUGUGGCAGCCGACCCGGGGCACGAAGGUGUACAAGCUGAAAUACGGGGAGACGGUGCAGGUUGUUUUGCAGGGGACGAGUAUCUUCACGGCGGAGAAUCAUCCCAUCCAUCUCCAUGGCUACGAUUUCUACAUCGUGGCGGAGGGGUUCGGGAAUUUCGACCGGAGGAAGGACACGGCCAAGUUUAAUCUGGUGGACCCGCCGAUGAGGAACACGGCGAGUGUGCCGGUUGGUGGUUGGGCCGUGAUCAGAUUUGUUGCUGACAAUCCAGGAGUGUGGUUGAUGCAUUGCCAUUUGGAUGUGCAUAUCACGUGGGGUUUGGCGAUGGCUUUCCUCGUUGAAAAUGGUGUCGGAGAACUUCAAACGUUGCAGCCACCACCGCCGGAUCUUCCCGUUUGCUAGGUUUAUUGAGACAGAGGGCAGAGAGAGAUAUCAUGGCUUCCUUCAGCAAGUUUGAUUUAUUAAAUCUGUAUUGUUUACCCCAAAUAUGAGGAGUAUUUUGCUUUUUCUACUGUUUACUUAGUGUUGAUGUUCAUUCAUUGAUCUUUGUUGGAGGAUAAGUUGCUAAGUUUCUUUUCUAGUUAAUUGGCUUGCUAUAUUAAAAGCAUGGGUACUACAUCUUUUAUGGUA
Molecule: messenger RNA, 2016 nt
Organism: Salvia hispanica
Lineage: Eukaryota; Viridiplantae; Streptophyta; Magnoliopsida; Lamiales; Lamiaceae
Product: laccase-12-like
Biological process (GO): lignin catabolic process
Cellular component (GO): apoplast
Molecular function (GO): hydroquinone:oxygen oxidoreductase activity; copper ion binding
Source: RefSeq, a predicted model, not a curated record